CUCAAGAACUUCAACUCGAAAGCAACGUUUGUUGUCCUCUCCUCUUCCCUUAUGUACACAAACCAAAUGUUCUUCUCUUCGGUUACAAUGUUCAUAAAAGAGUUUCCGUUUCUACCAAUUCCUUUUGUCUUUCGUUUUACGCGUCCCUGCGACGCUAACCCUAGACGAUGAAGUUCGUUCUACACCGAUCAACAACUCUGCUAUUUUUCGAUGUCCAAGGAGCCAAGUCACUGUUCUUAGUUUCCCCAAGAUCUUGAACUCUCCUGAUCUGUUGUAGGAUUAGGCUUUCGAUAACCAAUUCCAGUUGUUUGAUACAACAAGCUCAGAUGGAACUUCGGUGGUGUCGUCGAAGAGUUCUAUGCUCGAUUCACUUCUUUGCUAGAGUUUUCUCAAACUUCUGGUGAUCUUUCCUCAUCAACAAAUUCCUACUGUACGCCAUUGCCUACUUUUAUUUGGGUUUGAGAAAUUGAAGAGUCUGCUUGAUUCACUUCUUUGCUUGAGUCCACGUGAUGCAGUGCUCAAAACUGUUAUUUUGUGGUUAUGUUGUUUGGAAUUUGUUGUGGCAGAGAUGCUCUUUAUAAGGUAUUUGGUUUGGAUUUUUGUAGAUCUACAAAUAUAAGGUUUGGUUUGGAUUUAAACCAUGGACUACAAUGUGAUGCAAUGCUCAAAACACAUUAUUUUUGCAGAUCUGGGUUUGAGAAAGGAUAAGAAAAAACCUCAUGUCGGCGCAGAUGAAGAAGAUUGCCUCUUUUCUCGCUCAUGUCGGCGCCAAAACUUCUUGUGAAUAGUGUAUUUCUAUUUUGAAUUUGAUCCAUUAUGAAGUUCAGUGCGCAUUUAGAUCUGGCAACUCUUAGGUAUAGAAAUUCUGUUUGGCUGCUAGGAAAGUGGUAGGAACUGAGAAAAAUUAUUAUUUGAUUCUGGGAUUUUUUUGGCCACAAUUUUUAUUUCCUAAAUAGCUCUCUUAAGAUCAAUCAUUUUAGAUUUGGUAAAUGGGAUGAUCUUGCAAAUAUUAAUGGUCUGUCUAAUCUAUUGUUUCCAUUGUAUCUGGUAAGAAUGGAUUAUGGAUUUGAUACCUUCAAUUGCUUGUUCAAUCCUAAAACCCAGAUCUGGGUUUAAGAGAGGAAGAAGAAGGGAGAAAAGAGAGAGAGAGAAAGAAUACGAAGAAGAAAGAAGAAGGACGAGCAAAGAAAGAUAGGUGGAAAGGAGGAAGAAGAUGAAGUUUGAGAGAGAACCCAGAUCUAGGUUUACAGAGGUAAGGGAAAAGGAAAGGUAAUGGAGAGAGAAAGUGAAAGAGGAAAAAGAGAUGACGUGGAUGGAGAAAAAGGAUUACAAAAUUUUUAAAUUAAAUAAAAAUGCCACCUUGUA
Molecule: messenger RNA, 1365 nt
Organism: Rubroshorea leprosula
Lineage: Eukaryota; Viridiplantae; Streptophyta; Magnoliopsida; Malvales; Dipterocarpaceae
Source: the annotation of a GenBank genome assembly